AUGACCAACAGCAGCAGCAUCAUCAGAAACAACAACAACAACAACCAGAGAAGUAAGGCUUCAUUGUGCAAACUUGUUCAUGGCUUUGCCUCAUUUACGAAUCAUCGAACACCCGAUGGCCUCUACUCCUCCACACAUACCCUUACUGAUUUUUCAUGGCUUGAUCAUGCCUGUACCACAUGGAGCAAUGACGCCAAUACGAAUGGUCUUGAAUUUUCAUACGACUCUGGAUGGAUGGCUCUCUCAUCCUCUCCAUCAUCGUUACAUCUUGAACAGACCUUCCUUCCUAACUCCGUUACGGUUCAAUCGGCACAAUUACGACGACAAAUUUUGAUGCAAUUCCAUCCUGAGAGUGAUACUGUCGAUAUUACCUUAAUGCUUAAUUUGAAGAGUGUGGUGCAAGGUAGUGUGGCUGGAGUGAAAUUGCUAUCACCAACGACACUGGAGUACACAAUGAGUAAGCGAACGGGCUCUCCCUUGCUAUUCUCUGCAAUACCUUAUUUUCCUGUGGGUUGGGAAGGUUCCAUGAUGUCGCCAGAAACGUGCUCAGCAAGCUCCAGUAAUAGUGGCAUUUGCUUUUUCGAUAUUAAUUUAUUUGAUGGUGUUGAUCCUUUCAUCAUUGACAAAUCGGUUGCUUCAAGUUCAGCUGAAGUAUCAACUCACAACAAUGCCAACAACAUUGCAGCAUCGUUCAUGUAUUUGGCCACACAAUUUGGAGUUCAUGCCUACUAUUCGGACUUGUCUCCAUUCAGUUUGAAGUCAUCAGCCGUGAGAGGAGUCUUUUUAAAUAGCACCAAAAUUAUUGAUACAACAAUGUCCAAAUCAGAGACAAACUCACAGCACUUUGCUUCAUCCAAACUGUACAGGCCACAAACGAACUCUUUCAGUGAGCUUGGAGAUUUAUUCCAAACUCAGGUAUCAUGUAUUAUUGAAAGUGGUACUAAUUCAUCAUCAUGCAUUGACUCUACCUUAAUUGCAUUGAACGAUCUGCUUAAAGAGGCAAUACAAUCAAGUGGCAAAAGUUGUGACCUCUCUCAUGUUCCUGAGACAUACAAGUCCAGUUUAACAGCAAUGGUGUUUAUUAGCCAAGACAAGCUCUAUCCACUUGGUUUCUCGGGUGAUUCACAAGUUGUCAUGGAAUGUGAUUCGAGGGGACACGUUGGCAUUAGAAUUAAUAUUGCAGCAGGAACGACAGGAGUAUGGCCACUUCAAUUAUUCACCGACAGCAUCAAGAGUGCAACAACAUUGAUCCGUUCUGUUCCAUUACAAAUAUCAGGUUAUGUUUUGGGAAGAAUUGAGGAUUCAAAUGAGAACUCCCAUUCUCUCUUUACAUCUCUUCCCAAUAAUAUAUUUUCAAGUAAUCCAGGAGGUUUCUUUGUACGAGAUUAUCCCUUCACGCAAGAUACCAUCACAACUUUAGUACCAAACUUGAUGCAGCAAAUGAAGGCUGUCCUGCACACGAAUGUGAAGUAUAUGGAUGACGCAUGCUCCCAACUAUUUGACGAACAGAAAGCUAAACAAGCUGCUCAAUUUUACAUCGAUACAGAGACACCCUUUCCCUCAGUAUUAGGGUUUUUACAUUUCUUUGCCAAUCAACACGCUGACAUUGUCUCGCUAUUGGUACAGAACGAUGAAAAAGCAUACUUUGAUUUUUCGAUGGUUAAAACCACAGACCAAAUUAUUCGAAACGAUCACACAAUAACUCGCAUCAAUGUAGAGUUGACUACCCUUUAUCAAAAAUUCAUUGAGCAAUUUAUGAUUUCUUAUAGAACGACCAAACUUAUCGAUGGAUCCACCACCCUCAAAAAUUCACUAUUCAGUGGUGCUCUUACCUCUGUUAUGGUUGUUGAGAACAUUUUUACAAAUAUUUCGGUCAUGGUAGACCCUCGAUCAUCACCAAGUUUUAACGGAGCUCUAUCUCUUUCUGCAAUCUUCGACACAUCGAACGUUUUCACUGAGAUUUAUGCCACCUUUGACUAUUCAACUGGAAAGGUAACCAUUAAGGGGUCAUGCAACUAUGAUGAUGGAUCUGUUGUGUAUGCUACUUUGAAUGAGAAAGGAGAGCUUGUAUACACGUAUAACAAUGGAUUUAUUUCUCCAGUAACAAUCAGUGGCUACGUCUCCACUCUUGUUUCCAAAAUAGAUGACCUUCACAACAUUAACAAAACCUUACCCAUGAUAGAAAAUACAUUUACAAUGGCCACCCAGCAAUAUGGUAUCGAAACUGUGUUGAACAUGCUUUCUCGCACCUUAAGUACCCUUGGAAACUCGAUGGACAUUAUUAAUUUGAGCAUGAGAAUUGAACAAUUUUUUAACCUCUUUUGCCAAAGCGAAAACUGUCAAAGCGUGCUUUUAGCGUCUACGCAAGUGCAAGGAUCUUCUAUUUCCCUGAAUCUUGUAGUUCACAAUUUGCAGAAGUUUAAAUUAGUAGAUGGAGCAUUAGAUAUUUUGAAGCGAGCCCCUACAAUGGGAGCUGCCACACAGUUGACACUCUCCGUGAAGGCCAUGCUUUCGGCCUCUCCCUCUUUCACACAAUUUACUAUUAAGGGUAAAAGUAUCCAAACUGGCUUUAUGAUUCCACUUAGAUACAAUAUGCAAUCCGGUACUCUCAAAGAAGGAAUUAUUUCAUUUGAUAUUGACAUGCCAAAUUCCGUCAAGUUCUCUGCAAAGCUAAAUUUCAACAAUGAAUUAUCUCAGCCUCUCACGGUACAGAUUGAGUCAGGUAACUUGUUAAGUGUUGGAGCAAUACCUAGUGUGGAAUUUUCCGGAGAUGGGAACGUUUUAUUCGUUCCAAACCAAGCUGUGUUUUCCAAUAUGAAAGAUAUUGCCAAAGUGUUAACCCAAUUGAACAAUGGACCUCUGAACUUCAGAGUACCAUUUCUGGAUGCCUCUUUAAGUGUACUUCAUAAUUGGGAUGAUUUUAUUGACAAUACAUUUGUUCAAGUUCCAUAUCCCAAAACAAAGACAUCACAAGGCGAGUCAUUAUUGACCUUAAUUUUUUCAGAAACGCAAAAUAGCAUUCCAGAUCUCAAUAUAACAGUCAAUGGAAGAAUAUACCCAUGCCCGAUCAACAGCAUUGACCCACAAAACAAACUGAAGAGUAUCAACAUUGCAUUUUCGCAAUGCGGACUCGGGGAAGUCUUAAUUGCCAAAGAAAGUGCAGCCAUUGUGAAUGCGGCCGGUAUUCAUUCUAUGGUGGACAAUAGUUUAUUCGAGCUUAUUUUCAAAUACGUAGACUUUACUUCAACAGAGCAAACACUUGAAUAUCAUGCUCCAUUUUAUCCUUGCUUUUCCUCUUGGGGAGAAGUUUCUUGGUUGGUUCAUAUUUUGACAAGAGUUCCAUUUUCUCCUCAUCAGUUUAUUAAUAUUCCAACAAACUCUUUACAGAUUCCUGAAAGAAUGAUGAGAGUUUUUCCACCUCAACUUACAGCAGCCUCUAUUGAAUUCAAGUUGAACGAAGUAUUCACUUCCAGUUCCAACAUUAUUUCUAGUGUAGAGAGCUCUCAAAACAAAGUGUCCUUGCAAACAAAAGGCACAGUCAAUGUUGAGAACCACAUUGAUUUUUCAGGAAAGUUUGGCACAGUUUUUUCUCUACCCGGCCUCUAUAACAUUUCAAUACUAAGUUGCGCCACAAAUGACUUCACAAUUGAUACCAUAAUAACCAAUGCAUCCUAUGAGUUUACCUUACUGAUGGAAGUUCAGCAACGUUUUGAUGGUCAACAUUCUCAAUCACUGACAUCUAAAAUUACAUUUAAACUUCCAACAGGAAGAACAUUUAAAGACAUUAUGAUGAAUGUAUUACCAUUGAACAUUGAUGAGGCAAUUCGCCCCAUGUUUUCUGUGGGUGUUUAUGAGGGAAGUGAAACAUUUGGAUCUUUGGAUCAGAUUCAGAUUUCAUUGAAAUCUUUUCAAAAAGAUGAUCUGUCUUAUUUAUUACCGAUUUCGAUGAGCAUUUCGGACUCUUCUGUGCCAAUCUUAUGCUUGGCAUCUCAAAUACCUCCUACAUCCAUGCCCAUUACUUCUGGUAUCAAAAUACAGUCAAAAAUAAUCUUCAAACAUUCCGAUGACGGACCUAUUUCACUCUCUUCAGGAUCUAUUGGUAUUUUUGAUAUUGAAAGCACUUCCUCUGAUUCCGCUUUAUCAGGAGCUGGUACAUUGAACCUCGAUAUAUCACUCAAUAAGGACGUUGUUCCUAGUUUUAAUGUACUUCGAGCUUCCACCAAUAGCACCACAAUGUUCAACAUUUAUGACAUCAAUAUUGCAUCAAAUGGGCGUUUGACAUUACCCAAUCCCAGUAUUAAGGCCAGGAGCGAUUUACCUCCUUUAGAUAGUCUUUCAUUAAGUUCCAACAAGAUGUGGAAAGUGUCUUCUAGUGAAAUAUUGGAUAAAAUCUCAAUGGAAAUCCACAAAUUAGAGACUACGUUCACUUCUUCAGUUUCAGCCGUUAAAGAGACCUAUAUUGGACUUUCUCAAACCAAUGCAACCUCCUUAUGUUCAUUCUUGGAUUCAAUUAUGCAAACAACGGAUAAAAUUGGGCGACAAUCAUUAAUACAAGCUCCUCUACCCUUUGUCCAAAGAUCCCUCAAACAUUUAUUAGAAUCUACUAUUGUCAACAAAUUUUCCUCUGCCAAACAAAGUGUAUGCAAUGGAAUUGUUGAAUUUUCGAUUGGAAAAUUUUGUGAUUUAUUACAGCAUGCGUGGGGUCAAAAAGUGUGCUAUGAUGUCAGUGUGGGCGAUAAGAAGUUUUUGGUCACUUUGAAAUUGCUGAACUAUCCUCUUAUCUCGAAUGAAGGAUUAUAUGUCAAGUCUAACGUUUUUGGUGACUCUACUUUACCAUCAAUACUUGGUACAAAAGACAGCAUUUCAUUGAACUCGAAUGCUAAUUUUGAAAUUCACUUAGCUUGCAGUUGGAGUAAUGGAAUUUCAUUUGAAAUUCUUGACGGUACCUCUUUCUACAUUGACACUCAUUUCAAAAUGAAUGGAAAUUUGAAGGCUUCUUUAGGUCCCCUUAAUCUUAUGCUUGCUAGUGCUGAUGUUUUCAUUGGAAGCCCAACAGCUUUAUCAAUCUAUUUAAAGAAUGGUGCUAUUGAUUAUUCAUUGUCAGGAAAUGCUGGUUUCGAUGCAAUGGUGUCGUUUUUUGAUUUAUCUGCUUGCCAAUUAUCCAUCAACGUUCCCAAUAUUGAGAACUUUUUGAAUGGAGCACCGAACGCAUGGAUUAUUGAUCAACAUACAUGCCCUUCAGGAUCUUUUUCAAAGACCGUGAAUGAUUUAUUGCAAGAUCAUAGUUUGUUAGAUUUCUUUAAAGAUCCUAGCACCUUCAUUGCUCAAUGGGAAAGCAAUUUUUCUGAGUUGAUUAAGAGACUAUUUAUGGGUCCUAAUGGCCUAAUUCAGACAGUCGCAGUGCCACUUAUUGAUAAGGAAAUCCAAAAGAUUAUUCAAAAAGAAUUUACCAACCUCAUUGGACCAGAGAUGACUAAUGAAUUGGUUGUUGAUAUUACACAAAUGGUGAAUGAUAUUAUGCAAGGAAAGACUCCUAAAUUUGACUCCAUUGAACAAUUUAUUCUGGACGAGUUUACUAAAAUCUUAUGCGAUAAAUUGCAACCAGUUCAAUGUCCACCCGCACCAAAUGUGCACUCUGAUCAAUAUGAAUGGAAGUUUGAAAUUAAGCGACUGGUCAAGCAUUCAAUUGUUGACAUUCACUUUGAUCUUGGCGCUUCCUCCAAAGGUGCAAGAUUGCAAUCACAAUCUGAACUUGAAUCAGAAAUAGAUUAUGAUUUCAGAUUUAAUUUAAUUUUCAGCAAGACAAAAGGCAUACUUGUCACUUUUGAAGAUGGUUAUGUUAUCAAAGGAGUUGCUGAUCUUAAAAUUGAUAAUGCUCUUCUUGAAGGAGAACUGGGCUUUAUUGGAGCCGAGAUUAUUGCAGAUCCACAAAGUGAUUUUCAUGCAGAAUUUGGAGUGAAUAGCGACUGGACAUCGUUCUUUACAGUGAAUGCAAUCUUAGCAGGAAAAGCAGAGCUUGGUUUUGCAGGUAUUAUUAAGAAGCUGUUGAAAAAUGUCCAAGACCCACUCGAUGCUUUGCCUCAUUUUGAAAUGACAAUCGAAUUCAAAUGGAGUUGGGAAAUGGGUAAAUCGACAUCAACUACACCCAAGUUUUCUAUUUCUGAGCCAACUCUGUGUAUUGGUACAUUCUUGGCAAGAAUGGCAGAUGGAGCAAGAAAACAAGCAGAGAAAGUACUAUCCAAUUUGGACAAAAUACUAGGCCCAAAUGCCUUCUUAACAAAGGAAGUGCCUGUACUCUCUCGUAUAUUCGGUCGUAAGAUGAAUGUGGCUGAGCUUGGUAUCUUCUUGGCGAAACACUUUUGCUCUGGAAGUUGUGAUGCCAUCAAUGUUGAAGAAAUAAUUGAUGCAUAUAACAAGCUAUACUAUUUGAUGAACAAGCUUCAAGUUAUAAGAAAUUUCCUUUCUACAAUGAAUGGAUGCGGCAUUAGGCGUAAAUUUAGUCAAUUCAUUGCUGACCUUGAGAAGCCUGAAGACCCCGUGUUGCAUGUUGGUGAUCUGCCAGAUCAAAAUCUUAUUUUCGACGACAAUGUCCCACCUAACAUGAAAAUCGAAAUUUCCUCCACUUGGUCAAAUAUUGAAACAAGAAGUUAUAGCUUCCAUGUACCACUUUUUGAAAAUCCAAAAGCAAUUCCAUCAGCUGUUAUGGGCUUGAUAUUUGGAAAAGACUUUGAUUUGGUUGAAAUUGUUCUACCAAGAAUGGUCAUGUCAUAUUCUGCUCAUUUUGGAUUCCCCAUUUGGGACUGGCCAUAUGUCGAGCUAUAUAUUGAGGCCUCUGCUGGUCUUGUUAUUGAUCUACCUACUCUCGCCUAUUCAACAAAGGGAAUUAGGGAUGCCAUUCAAACCAAACAAAUCACCAAUCUAGUACGAGGUAUGGGAAUGAUCACAAGAAAACCAGAUGGAUCUCCACUCUGGAUUGUUUCAGGUUAUGCCAGACUGACCGGUGGAGUGUCCGUCUCUGUUUUUAUAUUCAAAGGAAGUGCCUAUGCAUUUCUUCAAGCAAAUGCAGGUGUUACUAUAUUGGAUAUUAAUGGAAAUCAAAUGGUUACCUUUGACGAGCUCUUUUACUUGAUAUCGAAAUAUGGUGUGUUAAACACUGUGACAUUCCAAAUGGAAAUCUCUGCUGGAUUUGGUUUCAACAUUCAGGCAUGUAUUCAUGUGUGGUUCGUCCACAAAUGUUGGACCAUUGUUUCUCAAGAGAUUAAGGUUCCAGUUUUCCCCAAGAUCACAUUCGGAGGGAAAACCAUGGCACCAGUUGCAGAUAAGAACAGCAACUUGAACCUUGCUCAUGUAUCUGAGUAUGCUUCCACAGAAAGCAAUCCAUCCGUUUUUAGAAUUUAUCCAACCUCGCUUAAAGAUGCAUCACACGUGGUUGGUUUUACCACACCAUCUGGAUCCAUUGCCCAAAAUGCUCCACCACUCACAGCACCAAAUAGAGGAGCUUCUUCAAUCGGUUUUUAUGGAAAUCCAGGAUCGAAUCCAUUUGAAAUUCAUGUUCAGGGAUAUCAAGGUCUCGUGACAAUCCCACCACUGGAUACUGUAACUCCUAGAAUUUCACUGAACUCGUUCAAAAAGUCUUCAUCGUUCUCUAUCUCUCCUACUUUUAUCACUCCCAACAUUGAUGGUAUGGGUAUUCAAUUUACUCCAGGUAGAUGCUCGAGAGCAAUUCUCGAAGAGCCAGAUUUUGGAACAUCUUUCAACCUUAAAGGUUCUCCUUGUACUAUUUCUCUUUCUGUUGCCCAAAAAUCCCAAGUUUUCAUUGAUUCUCAAGCUGUCGAUUACAGAGGCCCACUUCACAUUUCAGGACCAGGAGAAUUAACUGUUACCAUUCCAAGUUCUCAAUAUCAAUUAUCCUCAUCUUCCAUUACUCUCGAGGGAAACAAUAACUUCAUUCAACUACAAAACGAUAUGCCGGUCAUUAAUGUUUUUGCACAAAAUCAACCAUCGAUCUUCACCAUAGAUAAGGUGGCUAUGGGAAGUUCCAUUACUGCUGUUGGAGGAGAAUCAGACGAUCAAUUCCAUGUCACAGACUUGGCAGCUAUCCAAGGUUCCCUCUAUCUAUCAGGGGGUAGCGGAGGUAUCAACUUGGGAACGGUAUCAAUCAAUGUUCCAGCCGGCUAUUCUGAAAUUUUCGCAACAAGUUCAUCAAUUUCUCUUGGUAGAAAUCAUACUGUUCGUUGGACAAAUUUAGAACAUAGAAAGUAUAACAUUGUAAACAAGAAUGAUGGUAGUAUUGUGACUGUUUCCUAUUUCUCACCAGAUGAUUUUAAUUCAGUUCAUGUCGCCACUGACAACUCUCCUCAAGGAGCAAUCUACCACAAUAUUUCUUCAUGUCAAACUCGAAAUGAGUUUAGACUUGAUUUGAAAGGAGGAGGCGACCAAGUAGUCUUCAUUAGCCAAAAUGGAGAGCUUUCAUCUCUUCAAUGCUCAAUGUACAUACAGGGCGUGGAUACCAAUAAUGAAGCUUAUACCGUAGUGAUUGAUGCAAGAAAUGAAAAACGUCCUUUAAGAUAUGCAUUUGAAAAUGGUCGAAUUACUGUUGAUGAUCCAAUCAAUACAGAUUUUAUGACCAAUAUUUAUUUGAGGCAAAUCUCUAGAUUACAAAUUCACUUUAGUGAGAAGCAGUAUUCAGAAAUUAGGUUCAUACAAGGUUCAAUCAAAACAGAAUAUUAUUUCUCUUUCCCUGACACUUUCUCCACUCCAGACGUUGUUCCAACGGUAUCCAUCUGUGCAACUGCUGUCAAAUCUACCAUAUUGAUAUCUGGAAAGUCUGCAAUUUCUAUUGGACCAAAACAAGGUGUGUGCAGCCAUGCAGAUGCAAACCCUUUGGCAAACGUUAUGAGUAUGAUUGCAAUUUCAGGAAGUUCUCAAAUUACAAACGUCGAUCUAUGGAAUUACAACAACAAUGGAAAUCAACAUUUCUCAAUGAAUGAUCGUUGUCUGAUUGGAACAGACUCCUUUAACGGAAAACCCCUUACUCAAGUUGAAUCGCCUACUUCAUGGAUGCAAUCUUUGUUAAACGCAAAUGGUUUCUCUAACACUUUGUGCCAAGUGGCAUACAACCCUCACACCUCAAGUUUCAACAUUAAGACCGGUUCAGGAGAUGAUACGUUUGUGACCAGAGGAGUUACUGCCUCCUCGCUGGCAGUUGAUCUUGGUGAUGGCAAAAACAACAUUUUCCAUGCCGAAACUAACACACCUUCUAGCUAUAAAACUGGAAACGGGGCAAGCAAAUUUGUCGAAGUCAGUCCAAGCGGAAGCCUCAAACUGACAAUGCUCAGCGUUCCUACCAAACGGAAUAUCAUUGAAUUCUUUACAGGAAACUUUGCUUCUUCGAUGUAUGGUAAUACCAUUGAUAAUAUUGGACCAAAUCCUCAAACAGAUAUUGCUCAAAUAACAUGCAGCAGGUUUGACUUGAUUACUUUACAUCAUUCGUAUCCAUCAAACUAUAAACCUAGUUCUGAUACUAAUUUAAGAGGAGGCAAGAUUAAAUUACUUCAAAACGAAAUUAGAACCGUAUGGGUAAAUGUCACAGAAACCUCAACCACAAGACAAAUUGAACUCUCAACAGAUACUGUGUUUAAAGUUUCACAAAUAGGAUUCGAUUCAAACAUUGUGUUCUUGGGAGUCAACCAAGCAGGAUCAUUCGCAACAAACUGGAUCGUUAAUAUUGAUUUACCAGAUUAUUCAACACCGUCGAGAAUUUUCAUAGAUACAAAACCAUCUACAAAUGGUACAAUUCUAGCCAAUGUUAAAGAGAAUGGAUCUAUACAGAACUAUCCUCUCCGACUCUUAUCUGACACACCAAUCAACUAUGCCGUUUUGAACAUUGGAGUUUUCCACGUUGAAGCUCUUGGAGUUCGAAAUUUAAGAGUGAAUUCAAAAGAGGAACCAAUACAUGCAGUUGUAGAAAGCACUCCAGAUACACUUGAAACUGUGUUUGACUUUACAAGCGGCUCUAAAGUACGCGUGAAGAGCAUGAGUGGAUCACUUGUUGUCAAUGACGCGGAUGUCACCGUUGAAUCCAACAGCCUGUCAAAAACACUAGUGGUAAAUGGCCCAAGCUCUACGAUAACAAUCCAAACCUCUACUAAUAUGGUCCUGAAUGCUGGUUGUCUUAAACCUGCAGAUCUUUCGAUCAACAAUGUUCCAUCAGAAUGGUUAACUUCAAUUUUGGAAGAGUUUUCCAUUGAUUCAGUAGCAUUCAAGUGUUCCAUGUUUACCAAUUUCAUUAACUUGCUUGAUAUUUCAGCACCUUCCUUAGUGGCAACCAACAUUGACAAACUGUUGAAAUCACUGUUUGUUAGGAAUUCAGUGUUAACCCUUAUUGACAACCAAGCCCCAUGGUCAGAUGUAACACUCACAAACAAUACUCUCUCUAUUGACAGUCGAUACGAAGUGACGUUGGUGAAUACUCAUACCUUCAUCAACUCCACUUUUUCUGUUUCGAGUAUGAUAACAUUUGUUGGUGAUGUCAGUGACAACCAAAAUCCAGUCCAAAUGCACUUCAACCAUUUCUCACCCAAACAGUUCGCACUGGUAGAGUGGAAUACUACUGAGUAUCACAUUUAUGUUAACCCCUCUAGUAAUUAUGUACUGCCAAACAUUUACAUUCUCAAUAAUGUACUUUCAUUGGCUACUCACCUUUCCAAUAACAUUCCAGUAAUUCCAAGCAGUGGUUUACAAGUUGUAUAUGAACGAGAUUCCCUAAAAGUUUCUGGCAAUAGUUUAACUCUGUUGAACAUUGUUUGGUAUCGCCAUCCAUUGAACUCUAUACUGGACGUUAAUGGUAAAAUCAGAACAUCAGUUACAUUCCAAAAUCACCCCUUCAACGACAAUUAUACCUUCACCAUUCAAUCAUCUAAGGGAAGUGAUACCUUGUUGAAUAUCAUUGAGCCAGAAGAAGCUCAAGGCUUCCUUGAUAUGACCAUGAACGGUGCUACUUGGCCUGGACUUAUUCAAAUUGGAGGCAUGUAUAUUUUGUGCUCUCCAGAUAGGAUCUCGUUUAACAUGCUCAGUCAUGUCACUACUAUCCUUAACGGUGUUCCUGGUAACGCUGAGAUUCUAUUUAGAUCGGAGAAAACUAGUUAUAUGGAAAUGGAAAGUGUUGUGAACAACAUGAUCAUGUCUAACGUAAUUGUGGAUGUGAAUGACAAUCUGCUUAAUCAUGACUACCUAUUGUUAGUCACUGGAAAUAAUAUUGAGACAACAUUGAACAGCAAUAUGACUUCUCUUGAAUAUGAUUCGGGAUGCAUUUUGAGGACUAAUAGAAAUCAUUCAGUGAUCAUGUCGUCAUGGUUCCAGGAGGCAUUGAAACAAUAUUCAAUAUCAUACCCUUCACUUUCUCAAUGUUCCCUCUUCCUUCUUGAUACCUACAAGUUCAGAAUCCAAUCAGUGCAAAAUACAAUUUUGAGGAAUCUAAACUCGAAAGUUAAUGUGAGAGAAGUAUUUGUAGAAAGAGGUCAAGUUUCGCUCUUUGAUGAUAGUAACAGUUGGAGCGACGUUUCUUUCAACUCGACAAGUUUAAAGGUUGAUACUCUUUUCAAACUGUUUGUCACUCAAGGAAUGAGCAUUUCUGUCAUCAACUCGUUCGCCAAGAACAGUCACUUAUUUGCGUCUAGAGACGAUUUGAACGGCGUUGAUUCACCACAACAUCAGACAACCUUUGUGUUUAAUUGUCACAAUGGCAAUUUCACAUUAUUGAGUUGGAAUCAAUUCAAUCAUAAGGGUAUGAUCUGUAACCCUUCUACAACCCCAUUCAUUACGUUCUCAAAUGGAAGCACUCCUUUGAAUUUGAACAUCUCUCUUUCUAAAUGGACCAUGCCAAACUAUAACAGCUCACAAUACAUUACAACAGCAAUAGCAUCCUCAAAGUUGGUAGCAUAUCAGAACAACAAGCAGCCAUUCAUUGACAUUUCUUGGUCAAAUCCUGAUCAUGUUUCAUUGAAUGUCUUGUUUUCAGAUCAAAAUUAUGAUAUUCGAAUUGGCUCAGAUCUGGUUCCCUCCAAUUUCUUACCCAAUAUCCAGAUAAUGGAUAAUUCCAAGGCGACGCUUUCUUUACCUACAGCAUCAUCCGCUCGCUUCCUCAAGUCUUCAUUUGAUUACGAUGCCAGCAUAAGAGCUAUUUCAAACAAGAAAUCGCUUAACGAUGAAUGUUUACUCCCUAAGAUACAAUGCUCAUCUCAAUUCUGGGAAGAUAUUCAUGUAUUUGGAAGAGACGGAUAUCUGAGCAAACCACUGUAUGACGCUUGCCUGAGUACUGUCAUUGUGAACAUUCAAACUUUACAACCAUUCAGCUGUAGCAUACAAUCCAAUUCAACCAUGCUUACAUUACCAAAUAUGAAUACUCAAUAUUUGAACUAUCCAGCCACAAUAGAACGAUUGGUGUAUGCGUGGUACUCAAUAUCAGUGAUUGGUGGAUCUAUUUUGUUUGUUCUUUUCGGUUAUCUUGACGUUGGCCAAACAAGCUUCUUGGGAGCCGCAAUGAUGGAUAAGGUAACGAGUGACACCUCUGCAUGGUCGUUCAACACAAGGGCUCUAAUAGAUGCCUGCAAGGAUGCUGUUCAGUAUUUGGGAACAGGAUGGAUUAGUGAUGACAUGACAGCAAUUCAUUUAGCCCCUCACUUCACAUUGUAUGCAAUUACUGUAUUGUCAAUUUGUGUAACUAUCGGUCUCGUAGUAUUUAGAAAGAAGAUUCAAGAGAACAAAUAUUUCAAGAUUGCUAUUUCUUUAUUUAAGAUUGUUCAAACCGCUGCAUGUAUUGUGUUUCUUGCCAUGUUCGAUCAAACCACAGAAAUCCCAAUAUUAGUAGCUUCCAUAACUGCCUAUGCAUUGUUGUUGUUGUCACUUAUUGCUCUCAAUUUAAGUUUCAAGAGUUCCCUAAUCUCAAACACAAAUGUUGCUAGGUUUGUUGCAUUCUACGGACCUAUUUUUAUUCUUUCCAAUGUGAUGUUUGUGGUUAUCCAGACAUCUGUGGGACAUGUGAAAUUCCAAUUGUUUGGAAAUACUAUUUGGGGAAUUUCUUUUGUUUCAAUGCUUGGUUUGCAUAUAUCAAGGUUAAUUUAUGUACUACCAAUGUUUUUCGUUUUGAAAAAGUGGUACAAUCAUCUCAUGUUUACCUUCACAAUACUCUUGUGGAUUGUUGCACUUGUGUUUGGAGUGUUGUACAUGAGUUUCACACCUCUAUUUUCAGAAAUUGACAUGUUUUGGUAUUGGAUUGUGUACACCAUUUUUACACAACUCUAUUCAGCCUUUUCCAUAUUGUUGUGGCCUUUGUUACCACGAGUUGGCAAUUCGACACCAAAACAAAGUGAAAUUGUUGCAAUUGAAAAUUCCGAACAAUCCAUCCUCACUACAAACGUAAUGUCUGUCAAUCAAGUACCUCGAGACCAUGUGGAUGUGCAUGUGGAAAUGGAGCCUAUGAAUGCUGAUAACUCUGGAGAUGAGAGUAAUGAGAAGAUUAGCUUGAUUGUAAAUAAGUAA
Molecule: messenger RNA, 13539 nt
Organism: Naegleria fowleri
Lineage: Eukaryota; Heterolobosea; Eutetramitea; Acrasida; Naegleriidae
Exons: 1
Coding region: 1-13539 (4512 amino acids)
Source: RefSeq, a predicted model, not a curated record